Molecule: messenger RNA, 1139 nt
Organism: Dermacentor albipictus
Lineage: Eukaryota; Metazoa; Arthropoda; Arachnida; Ixodida; Ixodidae
Source: RefSeq, a predicted model, not a curated record
CGUUUUCGCUCGACUCUGCGCCGCGCACGCUUUGGAGUUUCAGUAGUUUCGGUAUCGCGUCGUGCUGUGCGGGUUCUGCUGGCUCGUGAAACUUUCAUUUGGAACAAGCAGCGAGAAUGCCACGUCCAUGUGAUGUCGUGGGAUGCCCGAACGGUCCGCGGAACUUGGCCAAGGGCAAGGGCAACGGCGAAUCCAACGUUACCUAUCACCGUGUGCCAACGAGUGAACCUCUCCGUUCGAAGUGGUUAAGUGCCGUACCUCUGCUACAACUCCUUGGCAAAGAGCCGAAAAAUCGCGUAGUGUGCUCGCUGCACUUUCUUCCAGAGGAUUACGAGUUGAACGCCGACUUACUGAAGUCGUCUGGAGUGCCUAUCAAAGCAAUACUUUCCCGUAGCGCUGUUCCGUCGGUCUUGCCUGCAUUCUCCGAAGCGCAAGAACAACUGCAGGACGAAGACGGGGCGGCUGAACGUAGCGAAUCACAAGCCAGCGCUUCGACAGUCGACACCUCCUACAAAAGCGACGUACAGGCGACUCGUGACGCGGGGACAGAUGCAAGCCUCUCGUCGAGCCCUGCCGAACAAAGUUGCAGUAGCGUUGGAAAUACGAAAUCCGUACAAGUUCGUCUGCCCGGCAACAGCAUUGGAGUUCAAGUUAACACAACAAUGAAGGAAACAAAGGAAAAGGGAACGCAGGUUUGCAGGCGAAGGAAGCCCGUGACGUCAACACCUGUGAAGAGGCGUUAUAGUGCUCGAAGAGCUGAUGGAGCCAAGCGACGGCGACAAACAUCUAGACAGGAGGCCAGCUUUCUCACCUCACCUGAUGCAUCACCGGUAGCUUGCAAAGCUGACAGGCAUGACACGACAUAUGAGCCAGACAACUCGACUUGUACCUUGGAUGCAACAUUAGCUGAUGAAAGCGACGAAGAUGCGCAUGCAAACCGGAAGGACUACUUCCUUGUCCACAGCACCUGCCUGGUCACCCUUCUGAGUCAGUGCCGCACUUGUUUAUCAGCUUCGUGCACAGUGAAGCUGUUUUACACUGGCACACGCAUUACAGCAGAAACUGAAUGUCCACACGCACAUGCCUGGCAACGGCUCUGCUUUUUUCCGGCUCAAGUCCUACUAGUGCUCUCAGGAUGA